UUCUACCACUUGCAGCAGGGCAGCUCCACAGUGGACGAGUAUAUUCGUACCUUCACCUGGAUGUGCCUAUUCGCGGGCGACUCAGUGAAUACCGAUGCCAAAAAGGCCCACAAGUUUCUUAAGGGGCUCAAUCAGAGGAUCCAUGAACUGGUGGGGAGUCACAGACUGAUGUCUUUCGCAGAUACUGUCAGUCGAGCUCAGAAGGUAAAGAGUUGUCUCAUCCCGAUAGCUCCGGUCCCUUCAUAUUAUCAUGCCUUCCUGCCUUCUCAGACCGUUGUUCAGCAUGCUCAGCCCAUCUCAUCCGUGCCGCCCGGCUCUAGUUCGGGCAAGAGGAAGGCAAAUUCCCACCGGGAUAACCGGAAGGGUAAGCGAGGAGGUCCCGACCGGCGCAAUCAUCCCUCUUCUGGCAACCGAACCUGCAAGAAAUGUGGCAAGUACCACAGUGGCGAGUGCUUAGCCGACCAACGAACCUGUUUCAACUGCAACCAUCCGGGCCAUUACGCCACAGCAUCAGCAGCCCCCACCGUUCCAGCAAAGGGCUGGGGUCAGGCCCGAGUCUAUACCAUCACCCAUGAUGAGGCCACCCGCAAUGCAGGUACCAUGUCCGGAAUGCUCUCGAUAUCCCAUGUGCCUGUCUUUGCUUUAUGUGAUACCGGUGCUACCCAUUCUUUUAUUUCUUCUCGUUGCUUGGAGGCUUUAUCUAUUGGCACCGUGCAUGCUUGUGAUCCUCUCGGGGUUAGUUUAGCCUCGGGAAAAAUUAUUAUCUCAAAUUCAGAGGUUCGCAAUCUUCAUAUCUGUAUUGGUGGUCGAGUUCUAGAGGCCGGCGUCUAUGUAAUUGAUAUGCGAGACUUUGACGUGAUCUUGGGCAUGGACUGGCUCACCCGUUACCGAGCCGAUAUCUGGUGCCAGGAGCGCGAGGUCACCCUUUAUCCCGUUCCCGAUCAGCCUGUUGUGUUCUUUGGGGUGAGUUCGAGGACUGUGCCUUGGGUCAUCUCUUCUAUGCAAGCUAGGAAGAGCCUUUCCAAGGGUAGCU
This is a messenger RNA of Striga hermonthica, 1033 nucleotides long. NCBI's taxonomy places the organism in Eukaryota, Viridiplantae, Streptophyta, Magnoliopsida, Lamiales, Orobanchaceae. The record is from the annotation of a GenBank genome assembly.